AUGAAGGAAAAGCUGGGAUUUUUAGUUGGGGUUUGGUUUCUUCUUUGUGGGGUUUGCGUGGGGAGGUUCGUGGUGGAGAAGAACAGCUUGAAAGUGACUUCUCCGAGCUCGUUGAAAAGUGUAUAUGAAUGUGCAAUUGGGAACUUUGGGGUUCCUCAAUAUGGAGGAACCUUGGUCGGGACUGUGUAUUACCCGAAAGCCAAUCAAAAGGCAUGCAAGAGCUUUGAUGAUUUCGAUGUCUCAUUCAAAUCGAAGCCUGGCGGUCUACCAACCUUUCUUCUUGUCGAUCGAGGAGAUUGUUUCUUCACACUGAAGGCAUGGAAUGCACAGAAAGGUGGAGCAGCCGCUAUUCUCGUUGCAGAUGACAGAAAUGAACCAUUGAUUACUAUGGACACUCCUGAAGAAGAAAAUGCGGAUGCUGAUUAUCUGCAAAAGAUCACAAUUCCCUCAGCCCUUAUUAGCAAAUCUCUGGGAGACAGCAUAAAAAAUCUCUAUCUAGUGGGGAGAUGCAAUGAUGAGUGUGGGCCAAAGUGUGACAGCCAGAUUGAGUUUGUGAAGAACUUUAAAGGAGCAGCUCAGGUACUAGAGCGGAAGGGUUACACUCAGUUUACUCCCCACUAUAUAACUUGGUACUGCCCAGAAGCUUUUGUUUUGAGCAAACAGUGCAAGUCUCAGUGUAUCAAUCAUGGGAGGUACUGUGCUCCAGAUCCUGAGCAAGAUUUCAGUAAAGGUUAUGAUGGGAAAGAUGUUGUGGUUCAAAAUCUCCGUCAAGCUUGCUUCUAUAAAGUGGCCAAUGAAAGUGGAAAGCCAUGGCUUUGGUGGGACUAUGUCACUGACUUUGCCAUACGUUGCCCAAUGAAGGAGAAGAAGUACAGCGAAGAGUGUGCAAAUCAAGUUAUUGAAUCCCUUGGUGCUGAUCUCAAGAAGAUAAAGAAAUGUAUUGGGGACCCUGAGGCUGAUGAGGAGAACGCAAUUCUGAAGGCCGAACAGGAUGCACAGAUUGGCAAAGGCUCCCGUGGAGAUGUUACAAUAUUGCCAACUCUUGUAAUAAACAGCAGACAGUACAGAGGGAAAUUAGACAAAGGAGCUGUUCUCAAGGCCAUCUGUGCCGGUUUCCAAGAGACCACUGAGCCUGCUGUUUGUUUAAGUGAAGAUAUAGAAACAAAUGAGUGCUUGGAAAACAAUGGAGGUUGCUGGCAGGACAAAUCUGCUAACAUUACUGCAUGCAGGGAUACAUUCCGAGGAAGAGUGUGUGAAUGCCCUACUGUGCAAGGCGUAAAGUUUGUUGGUGAUGGUUAUACCCGCUGCGAAGCUUCAGGAGCUUUGCGUUGUGAAAUUAACAAUGGAGGUUGUUGGAAAAAAACCCAAAAUGGCAGGACUUACUCUGCUUGUCGUGAUGACCAUACAAAUGGUUGCAAGUGUCCGCCAGGAUUCAAGGGUGAUGGAGAGAAAACAUGUGAAGAUGUGGAUGAGUGCAAAGAGAAGGUCAAUUGCCAAUGCGCACAAUGUAAAUGCAAGAAUACUUGGGGCAGUUAUGAGUGCAGCUGCGGUGGUGGUUUACUGUACAUGCGAGAACAUGAUGCAUGUAUAAGUAAAAAUGCUAGCGUUUCAGAGUUUAACUGGGGCUUCAUGUGGGUUAUUAUUCUCUGUUUGGGUGCUGUUGGAGUUGGGGGAUAUGCAGUGUACAAGUACAGAAUCCGGAGAUACAUGGAUUCGGAGAUCCGGGCGAUCAUGGCGCAGUACAUGCCAUUGGAUAAUCAAGGAGAAAUUCCCAACCAUGUUCCCCGUGGGGAUAUCUGA
Prunus armeniaca (apricot) is the source of this 1800-nucleotide messenger RNA. NCBI's taxonomy places the organism in Eukaryota, Viridiplantae, Streptophyta, Magnoliopsida, Rosales, Rosaceae. The record is from the annotation of a GenBank genome assembly.